Plasmodium malariae is the source of this 1524-nucleotide messenger RNA. Its product is annotated as conserved Plasmodium protein, unknown function. Lineage: Eukaryota; Apicomplexa; Aconoidasida; Haemosporida; Plasmodiidae. The transcript has a single exon. The coding region runs from base 1 to 1524 and encodes 507 amino acids. The record is from RefSeq and is a predicted model, not a curated record.
AUGAGAGCGUACUAUGAUGAGAAAAGCGACGAUAAGACAAACAAAGCACAGAAGGACUCAGGCCUAAUGGAAAUAGAUGAAAAUAAAAAAGAAGAUAACUAUGUUUUUAUUGAUGAAAAGUAUAAAGAAUAUUUUGACAAUAUGAGUGACAUAUUUGAAGAGAAAGUCGAAUAUAUUUUAAAAAAACAUUUUAAGAGAAAUGAUCCAACGAAUAAAAAUAAAUUACUGUGUCUAAAUUUAUGUGUUUUAUGGCAAAAAAAUUUUUUAUUACUUUUGAGUAAAUCAUUAGAUGAAUAUGAACAGUACAGGAAAUUAAACAACAACAAAGACAACGAAAAAGGAGUAACAAAUAGUUCAGAAAAGGAUAAUAAUAAUAAUAAUAAUAAUAAUAGAAGUAUAUUAGAAGAAAAUGGGGAAAAUAAAAAUAAAGAAGAGGAAAAGGUGGAAAAGGUAGAGAAUAUGGAGGAGGAGGAGGAGGAGGAGAUGAAAAAAAAGAAAGGAUACGUUGAAAAAGAUUUAAAAAGUUAUAUCAAAAAUGUAAAAAUAGUUGACAGUAAAAAUAUAGAAGUUAUAUAUGACAAAUAUGAUGCAACGGAUGAUAGUAGACCGUCUGCUGAGUUAUCAACAGAUGAAAUUUAUUAUUUAUUAGUGGAAUCUAAAAAAAGUGAAAAUGAGUAUAAAAAGAAAAUUUUCACAUUUUUGAAAUAUUUACCAUUGUUUAUAAGAUCAAUAGAAAAUAAAAGUUUGAUUGAAAAGAAAAUUUUAGAAGAUAAACUUUUACUCAACAGUAUAAAUAGUAAUAACCCCAAUGAGUUGCUGACUAUAAACGACUUGAAUGAGAAUGGGAAUGGUAAUGAGAACGAGUAUGAAAAUGUGUCAUUAUUAGAAAUAAAAAAUAAAUUAGAUGCAAUUGUAAAUUUUAACUGUAAUUUAUCCGAAGAUUUAGAGGUUGUCUUUAAAAAGGGGAUGGGUAUCUUAAACAUGCAAAAAAAUAAGAAGUUUUGUAAUUACAAUCAUGAAUCUUUAAACAGAUAUGAAAAUGAAAAAGCGAAUAACAAAAUGAAUAAUGAAAAGGGGGAAAAAGACCAAAUGCACGAAGAGGACAGAUUUAAUAACUUAGCAGAUAUGCCCAAAAAUUUCUUGAGUAAAAAAAAUAAUAAAUACAGCGGAAACUAUAUCGGAAACUACAGAGGAAACUACAGUGGAAACUACAGUGGAAACCACCACAACAACAAUGGCUAUGACAAUGAAAAUGAUAGGUCGUACAUAUUACCCUUGUCAAGGAUCAAUGAUCUGUCACUUAUCAACAACAUUAGCACCAAGUCGAAUAAUGGAGCGAAGGAUGAAAAUAAUAAAAAUGAAUCUUCUUUUUAUAUUUAUAAAAAUAAUAUGGAAAAUUUAAAUGUAUACGGUUUAGACUUACUGAUCAACUUAAACAACAGUUUGAUAUACAAAAUUAAUCAUAUAUAUAGCCUCGUCCAGUUUUAUACUAUGCUGGCUAAGGAUGUUUUUAACGAGACGUGA